UUUGGAUACGAGAUGAUUUGAGGCAGUUUGAGAGAAGGAGCCUGAUACCGCUGUACUCGAUUCACCAGCAGCUCGAUUGCACUUCCUGGCUGCAUUCAUCGCUCUACAUUCUCAUUGUUAUCCUGUCGCUUGGCAGCUGCCCCGGAAGUUGUCUCCGGGGCCGGUUCAGCUCCGGUGAAGUCUACGCCGGAUUCCGCGGCCCCGCGGUGGGCUAAAGGGACUGAGUGUCGGGGUGGGGGGAGAGGCGCAGGGUUGCACAGCGUGGAUGAGGCUCCCUGUGGAGGAGCCGCAAAAGAAAAGCAACUCAAGGAUGGAAAUUGAGGACUACAAUGGGCGCUCUUACAUGUCCGGAAGCACCUUUUCUACUGUGGUCGGUCAUAAGCUGGACUCCAUAUUCUACUCAUCAACUGUGGCAGCUCUUGAUCGACCAAAAGGUGGAGAUUCAUCUCUGGAAAAGGAAUUUUCAGAUGCGCUGAUUGGACCCACUGUGAGCACCCCAAAUAGCCGGCAUUCAUCCCCAAGUCGCUCACUAAGUGCAAACUCUAUUAAAGUAGAGAUGUAUAGUGAUGAUGAGUCUGGGCGCCUGCUUUCCCAUGAAGACCGACUGAGCGAGAAAGAAGAUGGGAUUAUGGGUGAUGACUCGCUGGUUGAGCCGCUGGGCUACUGCGAUGGUCCGGGACAAGACCCUCACUCUCCAGGUGGCAUUCGCCUCCCUAAUGGCAAACUCAAAUGUGAUAUUUGUGGAAUGGUAUGCAUUGGACCUAAUGUGUUGAUGGUGCACAAAAGAAGUCACACAGGUGAGCGUCCUUUCCACUGUAACCAGUGUGGUGCCUCAUUUACUCAGAAGGGGAAUCUCCUACGGCACAUAAAACUGCACUCGGGUGAGAAGCCUUUCAAGUGCCCAUUCUGUAACUACGCUUGUCGUCGUCGGGAUGCACUAACUGGUCACCUGCGCACACACGCUGUCUCCUCCCCCACAGUCGGCAAGCCUUACAAAUGCAACUACUGCGGUCGUAGCUACAAGCAGCAGAACACACUGGAAGAACACAAGGAGCGCUGCCACAACUAUUUGCAGAGCCUCAGCAAUGAAGCCCAGCACUUACCUGCACAUCCAGGUGAGGAGAUUCGAGACCUGGAGCUGGGACCAGAUGCCAUGAUGCACCCCUCCUCUGACCCGCCGUCUUUUAUGGACAGGCUGGCAUGCAACCUCACAAAACGCAAGCGCUCCACUCCUCAAAAAUUUAUGGGGGAGAAGCAGAUGCGACUCGGACUUGCUGAUCUCCCAUAUUAAAUGAACUCCAGCUUUGAAAAGGAUGUGGAGAUAGUGUCCCACCACCCUUUGGACUCUGCUUAUAGCAAUUCUUUGGCAUUUGUGGGAGGCCCUAUGCGCUUACCACCAACAAACUGCAUUUCAGAAAUCACUCCAGUCAUUAGCUCGGUAUAUACCCAACUCCAGCCGAUGCAAGGACGGCCAGACAUGCCAGGAAACCGAGAAGCAGCGGAGGGCCAUGAGGACAUCCCAGAUGGAACACAGAUACAUUACAGAGGACGUAGCGAACAUGGGGCUUCCCCCACUAAUGGCUGCCAGGACUCAACUACAGACACAGAAAGCAACCAUGAAGAGAGGGUAUCCCAGGCUACCAGCAGCCGGCAGAGCCCGGCCUACGCCAAAGAGGACCAGAGACCAUCUGAUGGAGGGUUGGUUUUACCAUCACGAUCUAUGCCUGGCACAGCCAAAGAAUCCCUGAGGGUACUGGGAGAGAAUGGGGAGCAAGUGAAGGUAUUUAAAUGUGAACACUGCCGGGUACUUUUUCUAGACCAUGUCAUGUUUACUAUCCACAUGGGUUGCCAUGGUUUCAGAGACCCUUUUGAGUGCAAUAUCUGUGGUUACCACAGUCAGGACCGGUACGAGUUUUCAUCUCAUAUUGUGAGAGGCGAGCACAAGGUUUAACAGUGGAGCCGGAUGUGCGGAAAAAAAAGCACAUUGAUGUCAGUUGAAAGAUGAAGUUUUCUGUACGGGCCUUGAAAAAUGCAGCCCUGUUUCCAAUUUUGUUUGUCUUUUUGUGAGAGACAAAUUCUAAGCACUUUCAAUUGUUUUAAAUCUGUUAACUCAUAUUUAGCACUAACAUUAUCUACAGAAACAUUCUACCAUAGAGAACCACAACAUUUCUUAAAUAGCUACAAAUAGGAUUCAUGCUAGGAUUAUUAUAUCUGUACAGAACAUAAAAGGGAAAGCAGAGCCAAAAAUAAAUCCAGCUUAAAUACACUAAUUAUGUUGUAUCCUGUGACACUACAUAUUUAUCAUCCUUCUUAGUUUUUCUGUUCAGUAGAUAUUCAACAUUUUUUAAAAAAAAUGUAUUUCCCAUGAUGCCCCAUGAGUGAAAGAGAGUACAUGUAUGCCACACAGGUGCUUGCUUUGCAUUUAUAGACAGAGCUACAUUGCAGGUAAGAUACAUUUACUAUACUGCCCUCACAAGUCUUUUUCCUCAAAUUUAUUUAAGCUUAAUUUAUUUUUGGUAACACUUUCCCUUUAAUAUAAAGGCACAUGAGCAGAGCUGAAAGAACACUGUCAGAAGUUCUGCUGAAUUUAUUUUUAAUCAGAAGGUGACAAGGCACUCUUGGAGUGCUUGUCGAGUAACACUGUUGCAGGAACACACAAGCUUGGCUUAAGCCUUACUUUGAUUGGUUCAUUCAAUUAAAGUGCCUUUUUGUCUUUAAGGGGUGCACAUGUGGUUGCAGAAGAGCAUAGUAUUUACUAACAGAUUCUUUCGGUUGAACUUCCCGAUGCUCAGCAGAGGAGGAGUUAUCAUUAUACUACUUAAGGUUGCAAAAUAGCUCAGAGUUACCCCCUACUAACAGAUACACACACAUCUCACCAGAUGUCUCCAGCAUGGUCCAGUGAAAAGGAGGGCAGCCAAUAUUUAAUGUAGAGUAUGGGAAAAUGGUGCCCUUUCAUAGUGUACUCUGGGAAAAAAAUGGAAAACUCUAUACAAAAUAAAACCUCUUUUCUCCUCAGCACUCAGACCAGUGGUGCUGUAAACCUCCUCUCUAUCCUGCCCUUUUUCUCUUUUGCACUGACUGUAAACAAAAAUAAGAGAGAAAAAGCUAGAGACUGCUUACCUAUCAAGGGGUGUUGUUUUAACAAGACAAAAAAUCUUCCUUUUUUUAUAUCUGGCAAUUGAUUUUCCAUAUUUACUUUUAUUUCCCCUUAGCUGCCUGAUUAACGUCUAGUUUGCUGCAGCGUUACACUACCUCUUGCAGUAAAACACCAUGAAUUCUAGGGGGUUUACCUUUUAAUUUGUUCCCUUCCCCCAUGCUGACUUUUAUACUGGUAUUUUUUUUUCUGUUGCAUGUCGGAACGCACACAGCCUGAUUUUUAUCAGGUACCUCCGAUUUCCAUUUCAAGGCUUUGGAGUGAAAUCUGUCCAGAGCAUGAUAAUCACUGUAAUACCAGCUAUGCAUUAAACGUUGCUGUACAAUUAUGCUUUGCUCUUCUCCUAGGAAACAAAAGUCUUAUGGUGAGUUGGCAAUUCAUAUUUCUGAUUGCUCCGUUAUUGCUACAUUGGAUUUUAUUUUGUCAACUUGCGCUACAAUAUACUGAAGCAAUUCACAACCCUACUAAAAAAGGCAGAUGUGCAUGUUACAUUGCAUUUUUUUCCAUUAUUAUUUUAUGUCCUUCUAUAGCAUAAAUGGUCAUGAUUAUUUCCUCCAGAAUUUCUAAAUUGAUGCCUCAAAUCCCGGAAACAACGAGUCUAUUAUGUUCUUAUUUUCCUGAACUGCACUUCAAGUAAAUGAUACCCCUGCUUUAUAGCAUUCAUGAUUCUAAGUUUUCCCGCUGUGCAAAAAUGACAUGUAUGGCAGCAUCACUGUGCUUCCUUGUGAUUAUUUUUGGACUUUAUCUCUCUGGCUUCACAGCCCUUUGCAUAUUUAAUAGUAUUUGCCAUCUCCCAAAAUGUCUUCUUCACUACUAUAAUUAAGUACCUUAAGUAGAUAACCUUUACUUAAACUACUUUUAAAUGAAGUGUCCUAUUAAUCAAGAAGUCAUGUAAUAACACACAGACUCUUUCUUUUACAUGCGCAGUGGGUGAAUUGUGUUUAACUGUCACUUCUGCUUCCUAAACAGAUACAUUUUAUCCUUCUGUCUGCAGAAUUUUAUCUAGUGGUUAUAUAUUAAAGAAACUGUCAGUUUAAACCUAUCCAUUGCAGAUUGCAGCUUUUGGACACUUCCCUUAAAUACUGUUUUCUUUCUACAAACUCCAUUAGAAGCAUGUUAUCCUAAUGUACGUUCAGGAUGCACAGAACUAAUCAUUCUCUCUGCAGCUUUAAACCAAAGGUGGUUGAGUAUUUUUUUCUAUGUUUUAAUCAAAGCAACACAAAACACCUCUGACAUUUCUGUUCUUCACAGGUAAUUUGUCUUGUAAGGCUAUGUAUAAAAAGUAUUGGCACCUCUAAUAGAUAAAUAUAUAUGGUGGCUGAAUGAGAAAGCAAUUAUAAGUGUUGUCUUUCUCCCUGAAUGUAACUUUGCUCAUCUGCAGAUGUAAUUGCACUAAUAUAUUUUAUUUCCCCAGCAAAUGUUUAAACAAGGGGGCACUAACAUUAAAGGGGUUCCUGCAAGCAUGUAACUCUGACUGAAAGGCUAAAGGCAACCAAAGGCAACGAUGUACUGAUUUUGCUGUGAUUUAUUCUAUACUUCAAUUUGUUAGCAACACUAAUGUCCUGCACCAGCAAAUUAACUGUAAUUAUCUGGGGUUUUUACACAAGGUUCAACUGUGAAAUUGUCAUGUGAUAUUUUUAAUGGUUUACAAAAAUUGUCAACAUUCUGAAAGUAAUAUAUGUUAUGGAAUGUUUAUCUUUGUGUGUAGGUGUUACCAGUACAUAUUAAGGGGAGACCUUAGAAUUUACUUAGUAUUUAUCAGUAUUCCUAUACAUCUUAAUGGAAUACUAAAUACACCUCCAAUAUAAUUGCUUUCUUGUUCAGACCAUAUAUUUUCAGAUUGAGAAAUAUGUCUAUUUAUUCAUUAGCUUUUCUAUAGUGAUUAAUGCAAACACAAGAAAUACUACACCUUCCAAGUUUAUAUAUAUAUGUGAAGGGAUGUUUAAAUAGAAAAAACAAAGAAGAAAUUAUAUUUAUAGGGUAGGUUUCCCCUUGGAGUGAAAAUAUACUUUGUUUGUAACCAGUAUUAAUCUUCCAUUUAUGUUCUUUUAGGGCAAUGGCAGUCAAAAGCCUUGAUACCCUAUUGAGGGAUAAAGUGAGUCCAUCUACAUGGACAG
Molecule: messenger RNA, 5271 nt
Organism: Xenopus tropicalis (tropical clawed frog)
Lineage: Eukaryota; Metazoa; Chordata; Amphibia; Anura; Pipidae
Gene: ikzf4
Product: IKAROS family zinc finger 4
Exons: 9
Biological process (GO): regulation of DNA-templated transcription
Cellular component (GO): nucleus
Source: RefSeq, a predicted model, not a curated record